CAUGUUUGAAAACGCUCCACGCCCUGUUAACUUUAGUCAAGUUUUAUUAGUUGAUCUUAAACUGGAGUAAUACAACAUCAUCACUGUGUUUAGUUCAGGUCACUUUUAGUCUUAGUGUGUGGACGGUUUUUGUGUUAAAUAUUAAGAAAAUGUUUUACACAUCUCUUGUGUUGUGUUUGUGGACCCUGGUUGGUGUGUUUGGUGAUGAGGUGACUUUAAUGUCAGUGAUGGAGGGAGGUUCUGUUACUCUAUACACAAAUUUUACUGAACUACAGAGAGAUGAUGAGAUCAAAUGGAAGUUUGAAAACAUCUUCAUCGGCAGAAUAAAGAAAUCAGUCAACGAUAAACCUGAAUAUAGUAAUAAUGAGACUCAGAUGUUUAAAGACAGACUGAAGAUAAACAGUCAGACUGGAGAUCUCACCAUCACAAACAUCACACCUCAAGACUCUGGAUGUUAUAGAAUAACAAAUGUAUCUGGAAAGAAUCAAUUCAAGACAUUUAAUGUUACUGUUCAUGCUGCUUCUACUGUCAGCAUCGUCUCUUCUACUGUCCGUAUCACUACGACUCCAAAAAAUCCACCAGGAAGACAACAGCCAGAUCAUAUGAUUCUGAUCUAUUGUGCUGCUGCUGAUGGAUGUCUGAUGAUUUUAGCUUCAGUUUUGAUCUUCUGGAUCUACAGGAAACACAAAAACAAACAUCAACAAGAUCAGAGUGGUGAAGAUGAAGACACUUACGCUAACACAACAUUUCACAAACUAAACACACAGAUGAAGAAAUCUGAAAUAACAGAGGUGGUUUACACAUUUUAUACCAUUAAAACAGAUCAAAAUCCUCUCUUAUCUUAAUAAUAAUGUAUUUUAUGUGUUUUAUUUCAUUUCUCUUUUAUAUCAUUUAAUGGAGUUUGUUGAAUUUGUUGUGAUUCUGAAUGUUGAUGUAUUUCAUCAGUUUUGAC
Molecule: messenger RNA, 952 nt
Organism: Paramisgurnus dabryanus
Lineage: Eukaryota; Metazoa; Chordata; Actinopteri; Cypriniformes; Cobitidae
Source: RefSeq, a predicted model, not a curated record